UGUUAACCAGUAUCUGGAAGGCCUGCCUGAGUCUGUUCAGACCAGGCUGUAUCACACGGUAUGUGUUGUGGUUGUUGUUCUUUCCCGGCUAUCCUUUCUCUCUACGCUGUGUGUACUAACACGUCGGACAAGCCCGCAACAUGUCUGUCCAUCUUCAGACUGCUUCCCAGCCUGGCCAAGUUCUACGUCACAUCUAUGAUAUUCAAUGAGAAGCGCGUGCUGGUUCAAGACUUUGACAGCUGGAUCAAUUCGAACGGUAAGAUGGAGAAAGCUGAAGCCAUACGGGCCUUAAAGGCGCUACAUCUGAUUAAAGAGAACAACUCCAUUGCGGUGUUGAACCCUGUUUUCAGAACAAGUUUUAGACUGGUGUUGACGGGAUCCGAGAGUGAGAACUCGUUUGGGGUUGUGUGUGAGGCUAGCGAUACGCAUAAAGUUGACGUUGACUUUCUCGACAAGUACGCUGCGAACAAGUGGGAAACGAUUCUCCACUUCAUGGUGGGCACCGAGUUGGAGGAGAUACCGAACCAGGCAGUGCUGACAUUACUAAGGCAUAGUGGGCUUAUGAUUGGCAAAACUCCUAAUGCCAUGAAGAUCACCAAUGAAGGAUUCCAGUUCCUAUUGCAAGAUGUCAAUGCGCAGCUGUGGGCCUUGUUGCUACAAUACUUGAGAAUGGCUGAAACGUUACAAAUGGACCCAGUUGACGUGUUGAACUUCAUAUUCAUGCUAGGUUCGCUUGAAUUGGGGAAGGACUAUUCGCUGUCAACCUUGAACGAAACCCAGGUAAAUAUGGUGAGUGAUCUUAGAGACUAUGGGUUGAUAUAUCAGAGAAAAUCCACCUCAAGAAGGUUUUAUCCUACAAGAUUGGCAACGACGUUGACCUCAGACGCCUCCACACUACGCACAGCAUCAGCAGCAAUGAAUAAAGCCAUAGAACGUGCCAAAGAUCGCUCCGCAUCCAACGUCUCUUUCGAGAACGCAGGAACCAUCAUCAUCGAAACAAACUUCAAGCUUUACGCAUAUACAAACUCACCAUUGCAGAUCGCUAUUCUUAACUUAUUCGUCCAUUUGAAGCAAAGAUUUGCGAAUCUCGUCACUGGUCAGAUAACGAGGGAAUCGAUUAGAAACGCCUUGUUGAACGGUAUCACCGCUGAACAGAUCAUCACAUAUUUGGAAACGCAUGCUCAUCCCCAGAUGAUCAAAUCGGCAGAGGAGCAACUCGGUAAGAGACUGGAGACUGGAGAACAAACUAAUACCUCUCUAGAGAUUCUGCAACCAACGAUUAAAGAUCAAAUCAAACUUUGGCAAUUAGAACUGGAUAGAAUUGUUGCCUUUGAAGGUUCAUUAUUCACAGAUUUCUCAUCCCUUGAAGAAUACGAAAUGUUGAGAAAGUACUCGGAAGAGAUUGGUUGUCUUCUUUGGAGUGAUAACAACAAGAAGAAGAUGUUUGUUACCGAAGAAGGAAAACUACAGGUCAUCUCUUAUGCAAAGAGACAUUUUACGAAAAGGCCAUGAAAAUGGGUAUAUCUAAAGCAUGGCUGCACGUAUAGUGUGUUCGACUUGAUCACUUGCCGAAUCAAGGUUGUGUGUAUCGCAUAUGAGUUGUUCCGUAUUUCGUUUGAGCUACUCCGUGUGUCGUUUAACGUACGUUCUCUUCUUUAGACCAUACCAGAUCAUAUAUUCUAUCCACGGCCAGGGAGGCUGAAACGAUUUUCCAACAUAAGCUGAUACUCUUAUACGUAGUUAAUGAUUGAUUGAAGUAUAAUUGUAUCCCAGCUAUUCGCAGACUACAAACAUAAUCAACGGUGUUAUAAUCUGAAGUUAUAGUUAUAUGGAAAACAAGUUCGUAGUACUGUGGAUCAAUUUGAAUUGUGAAGUAUGAAUUAUUGGUUAUAAUUUCCUUUCAAUAAGGAUGAUUAUGUCGUGAUAAUGUGAUAUUGAGGUUUUGGUAACGAAUAC
This is a messenger RNA of Williopsis jadinii, 1956 nucleotides long. It is a transcript of the gene TFB2, whose product is annotated as TFIIH/NER complex subunit TFB2. Gene Ontology annotation, biological process: nucleotide-excision repair. NCBI's taxonomy places the organism in Eukaryota, Fungi, Ascomycota, Saccharomycetes, Phaffomycetales, Wickerhamomycetaceae. Gene Ontology annotation, molecular function: ATPase activator activity; double-stranded DNA binding. Gene Ontology annotation, cellular component: transcription factor TFIIH holo complex; transcription factor TFIIH core complex. The transcript has a single exon. The coding region runs from base 61 to 1512 and encodes 483 amino acids. The record is from RefSeq and is a predicted model, not a curated record.